GACAGGUUUACCUGAGGUCAAUGACCCGCAGACACGUGGAAGAGAGACGUGUGAUCAGCUGGGAUCAGUUGUUGCCUACCAGAGGGUGAAGGUACGACAAUGUCCUCCAACACACGCCAGCUACAGGUGCUGGACACCGAGUACAGCGCGGACUCAGUAGAGUGGUGCCCUGUCCCUGGGUACCAGGAUGUCAUGGUGUGUGGGACAUACCAACUGGCACAGCAGGAGGCACAGUCAUCCUCCCCUGAUGACCCUGGAGCGACAUGUGUACCCCAGACUCGCCUUGGGCGACUCCUGUGCUAUAACCUCCUUACUGAGGAUGCCAUUUGUCUUAGUGAGUUCCAAAGGACAGACCUUGCAGCCAUCUUAGACAUGAAAUGGUGUCAUAGCCUCUUGAAAGAGUACCCAGGACUUGGCAUUGCUGAUGCCAAAGGGAAUCUUAAUGUUUGGACUCUGCAAAGCAGACAAGACAGCAAAGAUGAUGAUGCUGGCCUGUCUAGAAGUUUGACACGACAGUGUGAGGUACAGAUUGUUGAGGAAGGACUUGUGUUGUCAUUAGAUUGGUCAACUGGUAGACAGCAAAGCAGUGAACCAGCAGUCAUCACCAGUGACUCACAGGGCCAGCUGACCCUCUGUCAGGUACCACCUAAUGCCACAGGCAUGAAUAUUGUCUCCCAAUGGAAGGCACAUGACUUCGAGGCCUGGAUAUGUGCCUUCAACUACUGGGACCCUACCACUGUCUACUCCGGGGGUGACGAUUGCAGGCUCAAAGGUUGGGACACGAGAACACCCUGUACCCACCCAACCUUUGCUAGUAAGGCCCACGACAUGGGUGUGGUCAGUAUCCACAGUAACUGUCACCAGGAGCACCGCUUAGCGACAGGGAGCUAUGAUGAACAUGUGCUACUGUGGGACACCAGGAAUAUGAGACGGCCAGUCGCAGAUGUACAUGUUGGAGGGGGUGUUUGGAGGCUGAAAUGGCACCAUGUGAACAAGGACUUACUCCUGGCAGCAUGUAUGCACAAUGGCUUCCAUAUACUAGAUGUCAGUAAGUUAACAGAUGGUGAUGAUCCUUCCGUAGUGGCAUCAUACAUGGAGCAUCAGUCUUUAGCAUAUGGAGUAGACUGGUGUAGACAGACCAUCAGCUCUGCGCAGAUGUCCACACCAUCUGCCACACCAGGAAAACCUCUGCUUGCCUCCUGCUCCUUCUACGAUCACAGCCUUCAGCUCUGGGAGUGGCUAUGUUAGGCUUUACUACGGAACAAUCUCAUCUUAGGCACUGCCUUGUGAUACAUGUACAUGUAUAAUAAAAAUUUUGCAAAAUAAGUCUUUGUUUUGUAAUUUCUUGAUUGCAGACUUCUGUGUAAGUGAAGACAUUCUAUACAUCUACCAUUCAUUUCAGUUACUAGUACUUCUGUCACUACAUGUCCCUAUUGUCCAAUUGUAAAACCUGUUAGGCUAGGCAUACUAGCAUGCUAGGCCUAGUAAAUCUUUGUCUUUUCUGUACUUGUUAUCAAC
Branchiostoma belcheri (Belcher's lancelet) is the source of this 1518-nucleotide messenger RNA. RefSeq names its product diphthine methyltransferase-like. The transcript has 5 exons. Gene Ontology annotation, molecular function: protein binding. The record is from RefSeq and is a predicted model, not a curated record. The coding region runs from base 100 to 1248 and encodes 382 amino acids. NCBI's taxonomy places the organism in Eukaryota, Metazoa, Chordata, Leptocardii, Amphioxiformes, Branchiostomatidae.